AUGAUGCAGCAGAUCUUAAAAGAUAUGUUUGGAGAUCCAGAGCUUUUGGCUGAACUGAAUGAGGAGCAGAAAUAAAUUCUCUUCUACAAAAUACGUCAAGAGCAGGUGUGACGCUGGAUAGAGUGUGAGCGCCAAGAGGGAGGCUGGGAAAUGAGCCCCCUGACCAAGGAGAAAGAUGAAAACAGGAAGAAUGUACAGUGGCUGAAGGGCAUUGAUGGUGAAGUGUGGGUCUGGGUGAUGGAAGAGGCCCCUGGAGACCGACAGUAUGAGCUGAUUAUCAAGGAGCUGAUGGAGGAUAGAGCCAUGCGACAGGCUCACCUAGAAGCCCAAGAGCUGUGGUGAGUAUUGUGAACUGUACAGCAAUUGAAUGAAAAAAAGAUCAAGCAAAAUUUCAGAGAUGCCAUCAAAAAGGAAAAAGCACGCUUAGUCACAGGAAAGUGGAAGGAAGAAGCUGAGGACAGGAAGGCAGCCAAACAGGAAGAGGAAUGCAUACGUGAGAAACUGACUGAUCAACAAACCCCUCAAACUUCUAACAGAACAGAGGAGAUACCAUGUGCAGAGGAACAAAGAGCAAGAGAGCUGUAUAUGUCCAUUGAGCAGGAACAGAAAAGCGAACAACGUGACAAAGAAUGGGAGGAACAAUCCUGUUAUGCAAAGGUAAACAACAUGAAAUGGUGA
Molecule: messenger RNA, 678 nt
Organism: Myxocyprinus asiaticus (Chinese sucker)
Lineage: Eukaryota; Metazoa; Chordata; Actinopteri; Cypriniformes; Catostomidae
Gene: sh2d4ba
Product: SH2 domain containing 4Ba
Cellular component (GO): cytoplasm
Source: RefSeq, a predicted model, not a curated record